UGUACCACAUACCGGAAGUGACUAGGUGAAAGCGGGUGAUAGGUGUUGUUGGUGAGCGCGGUCAAUUCGUGUUGUCGUAUGAAGUUUAAUGAAGUUUUUGGUGACUGAACAUGGACUCCGGCCGAGGAAUGUUUUGCCCGUUUUGUGGCAAACACAUGACCAGCUUAACGCGGUUCUGCUUUGCGUGUGGUCGUUGUUUGGAGUUUUUAAAGGACGUGGACCAGACUGAAACAUUGGAGAAACCGGGGACUUCUCGACAGCCUGACACAGUGCAGAACAACCCAUGCCCAUCAUACAAACAGUUCAUGGAGUACAGAAGCUCGAAGUCACAAGAACGACAGUCUUUUAACUAUGGGCCAAAAGGAAAAUAUAAGCCUAAAGAAAGAAAACACGUCCAGAUAAACGUAGGAUUGAUGGGGCCACAUGGAACUGAUGGAACUGAUUUAAAACCUCUAAGAGGGAAAACACUCCCGUUAUUUACAGACCCAGAGAUAGCAGCACCUGAUCUACUCAAACAAGCUGUCCAGAAAUUGAGAACAUUUAACAAGGACAUGCCCGAAGGACCUUAUGUCCUUUUGUAUCCAGACUGCUCAGAGGUGGUCCAUGUGCCUGGGUCAGAAAGUUCAUUUAAAUUGGCAGAAUAUAAAAAGGAAAUAGGAAAGGCAUAUUCCAGGAUAACUUUUUUCAUUUGCCUUGAAAAACACUAUAAAAGAGAGUACGACACCUCCGAUUCUGAUUCUGAAAUUGUCAUCACAACAAGGAGCAGAGCUGAAUUAAAUCGAGCUGACACUUUGGUUUUUGAACCACAAAAUCAAAGUACUCCCAAAUACAAACUGGAAGAUGAAAGAGAUGCACCAGGACAAUCAUCAACAAUUCAGCCAGGACAGAUAGUAAUAUCUGAUGCUGAGGAUCUGGAUGCACCUGAAACAAAUCCAGAAAAAACGUCUUUCUACAGUAAAUACACAGACCUGUAUUCACCAAAUGUUGAGCAAGAGGACGAAGAGCCGGUUGUUGUCAAUGUGAAGAAUUUCCAACACACGGCAAGAGAGGAAACGGACAUUGCAUUAUCUGACAUCGUAGCAAACCUGUCGCUUCCUAUUGAUCAUAAAAAAGUCAGCCGGUUCAACAUCUCAAGGGCUAAUGUUUGGGAUGGGGCAGUCAGAGGUUUCAAGCGUACAACAUAUUCUGAGACCUGUGACAUGCUGGUGAAAUUUACUGAUGAUACUGGUGUUCUGGAAAAGGGAAUUGACACUGGUGGUCCAAGACGAGAGUUUUUAACUCUACUAAUGAAACACCUAAAAGGCCGGCCCAUUUUUGAUGGACCAGAAGGACAUCGGUUCUUGGUCUACAAUGCAAAUGCUGUUAGGGAGGAACACUACUACCUGGCAGGAAAGAUGAUUGCUGUGUCAGUUGUGCAUGGAGGUCCAGGACCCCAUUUCCUGUCGGAAGAUCUUGUACAUUAUCUUGCAGGCCAGCCUUCAUUCCAUGCAACAAAUAAUUUAAUAACUGAUGAAGAAAUAGGAAAAGCUUUGCAAGAGAUUGAGAAUGCUGCUUCAUUGGAUGCUCUGCGAGAAUGUAUGAUGAGACACAGCACAAUGUUACAGACAGCAGGUUGUCUGAGACAUGUGGCUACUGUGGAUGAAAAGAAACAAAUCGUGUCAGACUACCUCCAAUGGUAUAUUAUUGACCGCAACUCAUCUGUAAUUGACAGAUUCAGAGAUGGUCUUUCAACCCUGGAGUUUUUGACUGCACUACAGCAACACCCUACUUUGCUGGCCCCUGUCCUGUGCCACUCUGAAAGGCGACUCACUGCUUUUGAACUUGAGUGUCUCUUCAAACCUGACCUCAGUCCUUCGGGGAGUCGAAGUCUUAAAGGAAGUCAAACCACGGCCUACUGGGCAGACUAUCUCCUUGAUUGUGAAGAAAGCCAUGCUGCUGUGUCUGUGGAAGAUGUUUUGAUGUUUGCUACUGGGCUGUCUUCACUUCCCCCAUCUGGCUUGGAACCACUGCCACAAAUAGAGUUCCUCGAUGACUCGGCAUUCCCAAUAUCAAAUACAUGUUCAAACUCCUUGAGAUUACCACUUCUAGACUCUUACACUUUGUUUAAGUCACAAAUGGACUUUGGAAUUCAAAAUAGUCCAGGAUUUGGCUGUUUCUAAGCUAUAUGAUGGAUGACCCCUAGAGUUAAAGGAUUAGUUCACCU
Esox lucius (northern pike) is the source of this 2203-nucleotide messenger RNA. Its product is annotated as G2/M phase-specific E3 ubiquitin-protein ligase. The record is from RefSeq and is a predicted model, not a curated record. The transcript has 14 exons. The coding region runs from base 111 to 2159 and encodes 682 amino acids. Lineage: Eukaryota; Metazoa; Chordata; Actinopteri; Esociformes; Esocidae. Gene Ontology annotation, cellular component: nucleus. Gene Ontology annotation, molecular function: ubiquitin-protein transferase activity.